This is a messenger RNA of Trichechus manatus latirostris (Florida manatee), 954 nucleotides long. It is a transcript of the gene RSPH9, whose product is annotated as radial spoke head component 9. Lineage: Eukaryota; Metazoa; Chordata; Mammalia; Sirenia; Trichechidae. The transcript has 5 exons. The coding region runs from base 63 to 893 and encodes 276 amino acids. Gene Ontology annotation, cellular component: axoneme. The record is from RefSeq and is a predicted model, not a curated record. Gene Ontology annotation, biological process: axoneme assembly; cilium movement involved in cell motility; motile cilium assembly.
GGUCUCCAUAGAGACCGCUUCUCCUAGCAACCUGGCGGGCGUUGAGCAGAACCGCAGGCCUGAUGGACUCCGAGAGCCUCCUGCUAUCGCUGGAGUUGGCGUCCGGCAGUGGGCAGGGCCUCAGCCCCGACCGCCGGGCCUCCCUGCUCACUUCCCUCAUGCUGGUUAAGCGCGACUACCGCUAUGACCGGGUCCUCUUCUGGGGCCGCGUCCUCGGCCUCGUUGCCGAUUACUACAUCGCGCAGGGCUUGAGUGAGGACCAGCUCGCACCUCGCAAGACCCUCUACAGCCUGAACUGCAUGGAGUGGAGCCUCUUGCCCCCUGCCACGGAGGAGAUGCUGCUGCAGACAUCUGUGGUGAGCGGCCGCUUUCUGGGGGACCCCUCACAUGAGUAUGAACACACGGAGCUGCAGAAGGUGAACGAUGGUGACAAGGUCUUUGAAGAAGAAGUGGUGAUUCAGAUCAAAGAAGAGACCCGCUUGGUGUCCAUCAUUGACCAGAUUGACAAAGCUGUGGCCAUUAUUCCCCGAGGUGCCCUCUUCAAGACCCCUUUUGGAACCACCCAUGUCAAUCGGACCUUUGAAGGACUGUCCUUGUCCGAGGCCAAGAAGCUCAGUUCCUACUUCCACUUCAAGGAGGCUGUUGAACUGAAGAACAAGACCUUGCUUGAGAAGGCUGACUUAGACCCUUCCCUGGACUUCAUGGACUCCUUGGAGCAUGAUAUCCCCAAAGGGUCCUGGAGCAUCCAGAUGGAGCGGAGCAACGCCUUGGUUGUGCUUCGUAGCCUGCUCUGGCCAGGCCUCACCUUCUACCACGCCCCCUGCACCAAGAACUACGGCUACAUCUACGUGGGCACUGGGGAGAAGAACAUAGACUUGCCCUUCAUGCUGUAGGAUGGGGGUCGGCCUGGGGAUUUUUAAUGUAAAGACUCUAAACGUUAUUUUCAUAAACUUC